Anopheles coustani is the source of this 1962-nucleotide messenger RNA. Its product is annotated as glucose dehydrogenase [FAD, quinone]-like. The transcript is spliced from 3 exons. Gene Ontology annotation, molecular function: flavin adenine dinucleotide binding; oxidoreductase activity, acting on CH-OH group of donors. Lineage: Eukaryota; Metazoa; Arthropoda; Insecta; Diptera; Culicidae. The record is from RefSeq and is a predicted model, not a curated record. Bases 1 to 1962 code for a protein of 653 amino acids.
AUGAAGGACCUGUUAGUGUUUAUCGUCUGCCUACUGGUGUUGCCAUCGACCACCAUUACCUUCGUCCACAAGAAAACUCCCGACCAAAGCAACCUCACCGUGGGGAACUUUGUCGACUUCACGCGAUGGCUUGGUAUCGAUUAUGGCGAACCAAAGCUCCGCAAACGCUACGACUACGUCAUAGUCGGCGCAGGACCGGCUGGCAGCGUCCUAGCGGCGCGUCUUUCCGAAGAUCCGAACGUCUCGGUGCUGCUGCUGGAAGCUGGCCGUGCGGAAAUACCAUUAGUGACCACCAUUCCACUGAGUGCCCCGAACCUGCAGGCUACCGACUACAAUUUUGCGUACGAAACCGAAACCCAGACACGCGCCUGCCUUGGUCUGUGGGACCGGAAGUGCAGUUGGCCACAUGGCCGUGGCGUCGGUGGAUCGUCGAUUAUCAACUACAUGAUCUACACGCGGGGCAACCGGCGGGACUACGACGCCUGGGCCGCCGCCGGCAAUCCGGGCUGGAGCUGGGAGGACAUGCUGCCGUACCACAUCCGAGCGGAGCGGGCAAACCUGCGCGACUUCGGCGGCAAUGGAUUCCACGGCCGCCAAGGCCCGCUUUCCGUCGAGGAUUGUCCCUUCAGAUCCCGAAUAGCUACUGCAUUUGUCGAAAGCGCUCAACAGGCUGGCUUCCGGUAUCUGGACUACAACGCUGGCGAUCAGAUCGGUGUGUCAUUCCUGCAGGCGAACACCCUCCAGGGACGUCGUGUGACGAGCGGCAACGCCUACCUCGUUCCCGUACGCAACCGACCCAACCUGCACAUCCUCACCCGGGCGUGGGUGACGCGGGUUUUGAUAAGCCAAGCCACGAAGGAAGCGACCGGUGUGGUGUUCGUACGCAACGGUAAAACACACACGGUGAAGGCCCGGAAGGAAGUGAUCCUUUCAGCUGGUGCUUUCGAGAGCGCCAAGUUGCUUAUGCUGUCGGGAGUUGGGCCUGCGGAUCAUCUGCGAUCAUUUGGCAUUCCGGUGGUACAGGAUCUACCGGUUGGUGAGCAACUGUACGAGCAUCCGGGAGUAUUCGGUCCGGUGUUCCUCGUACGACAACCCAUCGAUGGCUACACCAACCUGGAUGAGAACCUCACCCUCGGUAACAUCCUACAGUACCUCAAGGGUCGUGGCGUCUUCACGACGAACUCAGUGGAGAGUUUGAUGUACGUAAAGUCUCCGGUUGCGGCCAGUCCGGACCCGGGACUCCCCGACGUCGAGAUCAUGCAAGCGUUCACCUCAAUCGCCUUCGAUACGGGUUACGGUACGGCACGCUCCUUCCGGUUAACGAAUGCCACAUACGACGGCUACUUCCGGCCAAUCGAAAACGUCCGCUCGUUCCAGUACCUGCCGAUGCUGCUGAAGCCGUACACGCGAGGAACACUGCGCCUAAAGUCCACCAAUCCAUUCCACCAUCCCGUGUUCCACUACCAGUACUUCGAGGACGACCGUGACCUGGAGGCGUUGGUGUACGGAAUGGAGGAAGCGAUCCGCGUUACCUCCCAGGAACCGUUCCGCAAGCUCGGGGUCGAGCUGUACCGAAAGCAUCUACCCGGCUGCGAACAAUAUCCGUUCGGAACGCACCGAUACUGGCGUUGCCACGUGAUGACCCUAACGGCGACGUUCCACCAUCAGGUUGCCACCUGCAAGAUGGGACCCCCGACCGAUCCGGAGGCGAUCGUCGACCACCAGCUCCGGGUGUAUGGCGUUGGACGGCUACGGGUCGCCGACAUCGGCGUUGUCCCGUUCCCUCCGACGGCUCACACAGCGGCCAUAGCAUUCGCGAUCGGUGAGAAGGCUGCCGAUCUGGUACGGGAGGCUGCCGCAAUGGGACACUAUACCAGCAGGUCGAAAGACCAACGCGUCACCGCCGAACCGUCGGCAGAUAAAUCCUUCCUCUGGUCUCCCUUCGACUGGCCCUUUAAAUGA